AUGCCUUCCCCCUUCCUCCACCCCGGCUCCCACGCCGAUCUCAACUCCCUCGCCCUCCUCCAUCUCCGCCGCGACCACACCAUCCCCGCCAUCCUGCAAUCCACCGACCCAACCCAAACCGGCUACAAAGAGGGCUCCGUCACCAACACCCGCUUCGGCUCCUUCCCCCACAGCACCCUCGUCCACCAGCCGUGGGGGUCGCAAAUCGCCGCCUCCAAGGUCGACACUGGCUCGCGCGGCCGCAAGAAGCGCAAGGCCCCGCACGAUGACGACGACAACACCAACGACCCCGACCAGACACCCCAGACCCCCGUCACCGCCGCCUCAGGCUUCCUGCACCUGCUCGCGCCGACCCCAGAGCUCUGGACCGCCUCCCUCCCGCACCGCACCCAGGUCGUCUACACCCCGGACUACAGCUACAUCCUGCACCGGCUGCGCGCGCGCCCGGGCACGACGCUCAUCGAGGCCGGCGCCGGCAGCGGCUCGUUCACGCACGCCGCCGUGCGCGCCGUCUUCAACGGAUACCCCGAGCCUUCAGUGAAUGAAACGUCCGCGCCCAGCAAGCGCCGCCGGCUGGGCAAAGUGUGCAGCUUCGAGUUCCACGCGCAGCGCGCGGCCCGCAUCGCCGAGGAGGUGCAGGCGCACGGGCUCUCCGGCCUGGUGGAGGUGACGCACCGCGACGUGUACGAGGACGGGUUCUGUCUGGGCGAGCCGGGGCGCGGCACGUCGCCCAAGGCGAACGCGGUGUUUCUGGACCUGCCGGCGCCGUGGCUGGCGCUGAAGCAUCUGGUGCGCGGGGGCGCGGACUCGCCGCUCGACGCCGCGGCGCCGGUGUACAUCUGCACGUUUUCGCCGUGUCUGGAGCAGGCGCAGCGCACGAUCACGGCUGGGGCUGGAGUAUGA
Messenger RNA from Aspergillus terreus NIH2624, 903 nucleotides. RefSeq names its product tRNA 1-methyladenosine methyltransferase subunit GCD14 (gene trm61). The record is from RefSeq and is a predicted model, not a curated record. The coding region runs from base 1 to 903 and encodes 300 amino acids. Gene Ontology annotation, biological process: tRNA methylation. Gene Ontology annotation, cellular component: nucleus; tRNA (m1A) methyltransferase complex. Lineage: Eukaryota; Fungi; Ascomycota; Eurotiomycetes; Eurotiales; Aspergillaceae. The transcript has 2 exons.